Molecule: messenger RNA, 2265 nt
Organism: Sipha flava (yellow sugarcane aphid)
Lineage: Eukaryota; Metazoa; Arthropoda; Insecta; Hemiptera; Aphididae
Gene: RSG7
Product: regulator of G-protein signaling 7
Exons: 13
Coding region: 451-2007 (518 amino acids)
Biological process (GO): intracellular signal transduction; regulation of G protein-coupled receptor signaling pathway; G protein-coupled receptor signaling pathway
Source: RefSeq, a predicted model, not a curated record
AUGGCGGUCGUCUGUUCUGAGAUGCGCCGGUGCUGGUGCCGGUGCUGCUGCUGUUGUCGCUGGUGCCGAACGGGAUCGGUUGUUCGCAGACGGUCCCGUGCGGCGUUUUAUUGCGCGGGCGCGUCCGGUCGCGGCCGACCGCCGCCGCCUCUCCGUCCGUCGGCGAACGAGCGCGAUGGGUAUAAUUUAUUAUUACGUACUGCCGUCGCCACCGCGCCCCACGACCGCCGUUACGGCCAUUAUGUGUACGGAGCAGCAUCGGACGCCGCCACCGCCGCGCGCGCACAAGUAGUUAGUACGAACGACCAGCGAGUGGCGAGUACUCGUCGUCAUCGCCAGUCGCCACUGCCGUCUUCGUCGUAUUGCCGUCGCAAACCGAACGCAACAACUGUCCGCCCGACGUGUUCGUUCGUCCUUAAUGAACGCAGAUAUCACGCACCAUAGUCAUAGAUGUUAAUUGUCCUGUUAAAACCGAUAGGGAUAUUAUGUUCCUACAUAUUUAAAGCCAUGGGACAAAGCCUGGUCAUCGGUUCGGAACGAUCUGCUAGAAGAAAGAAACAAAAAGAUGGUCUAUCCAUCGACACGCCGACCGUGUCACUCACGGCGGCUUCCAUGACCGAUUUGGAUAAUAUUACACAACACCAGAUUAUCUAUAAAAAAAUGGAACACCUGAUGGAUCGUAUGCAGGACGAGAACACCGGCAUCCCCGUGCGUACAGUCAACAAGUUCAGAGCCAAAGUGCCUUCCGUGUUCACUGGAACUGAUUUGAUUAUGUGGAUAAUGAAGAACUUGGAUGUUGACGACCAAGUUGAAGCAUUAUACCUAGCAAAUCUAUUGUCUUCCCAUGGUUAUUUAUUUCCAAUUGAUGAUCAUUUUCUAAAUGUCAAAAAUGAUGGAUCAUAUUAUCGUUUUCAAACUCCUUAUUAUUGGCCAUCUAACAUAUUCGAUCCAGAAAAUACAGAUUAUGCUGUUUACCUUUGCAAAAGAACAAUGCAAAACAAAACACGUUUAGAACUGGCUGAUUAUGAGGCUGAAAACUUAGCUAAGCUCCAAAAAGUUUUGUCUAGAAAAUGGGAAUUUGUUUUUUUACAAGCUGAAGCCCAAAGUAAAGUAGACAAAAAACGAGAUCGUAUGGAAAGAAAAAUAUUAGAUAGCCAAGAACGCGCUUUCUGGGAUGUGCAUAGACCAAUGCCUGGAACUGUAAUAACAACAGAAAUUGAUUAUAAGAAAUUAAAGAGAUACAAAGAAUUAGCUACAUUGGCCAAUGGAGAUAUUAACAGUUUGCAACCAUUACAAAUCCCAGUGAAACCAAAUAUUGGUAAGCCUACUGUUGAGUCUAUAAAAAAAGAAAUCACAGCGAUGCGACUAAAACUUGAUCGACGUAAUAUAAAGCUAUCUAAAAUUGCAGACACGUACAUUACUUAUUUCGAACAAUAUGCUGAGUAUGAUCCAUUUUUUACACCUCCAGAAUUUAGUAACCCUUGGUUAUUGGAUAAUGUAGAAGUAUGGGACUGUGAUAAACAUUCUUCUCUAUUUUCUUACAGAAAAGAAGUCACUGUGCGUAGAAUAAAACGGUGGGCAUUUAGUUUAAAAGAGCUUUUAGCUGAUCCCGCUGGCAAGGAGCAUUUUACAAAAUUUCUGGAAAAAGAAUUUAGCUGUGAAAAUUUAAAAUUUUGGGAGGCUGUGCAAAAUCUAAAAAAGUUACCUCAACGUGAAGUGCCAGAAGCUGCCCAAGAAAUUUGGACUGAAUACUUAAGUGGUGAUUCAUUGAACAUAGAUUCUCAAUCAAGGGAAUUAAGCCGAAAGAACAUGUCUGCUCCUGAUCGAUGGGCAUUUGAUAUAGCUGCCGUUCAUGUUUACCAUUUAAUGAAGAGUGAUAGCUACCAGAGAUAUAUAAGAUCAGAAAUGUAUAAAGAAUAUUUAAACACUUCCAAGAAAAAGACUUCCAUGAAAGGCAUUAGGUCUAUAGUUUCAUUUUCUGGAAAAAGAGAUAUUUGUCCUUCGUGAUGGUAUGCGUACUUAAAUAUACUUAAAGUACCUUUUCAGCACAGUUCAAAUAUUUUAUUAUUUUUAGUUUUAUUUAUGAACAAUUGAAUUUGGUUUCUAUCAUUUUAUUGAGUGAUUGGAUUAUUAUUUUUUAUACGUGUAUUAUUGUUAGGAAUUAUUUCAAUUAUUAUUAUAAAAAUUAAUUGUUGUGAAAAUGUUAACUAUUAUGUUUGAGGUAACUUAUGUUCCUAUGAAAUACUGGUGACAUUUUUGAUAAAU